Molecule: messenger RNA, 1134 nt
Organism: Callorhinchus milii (elephant shark)
Lineage: Eukaryota; Metazoa; Chordata; Chondrichthyes; Chimaeriformes; Callorhinchidae
Product: SH2 domain-containing protein 1A
Exons: 4
Coding region: 245-607 (120 amino acids)
Source: RefSeq, a predicted model, not a curated record
GGGGGGGGGGGGGCUGAGAGGCAGGCGUGAAGGGGAGGGUAAUAUGAUGAAAGUAACGCUUUCAUUCUUAUUGCCGGUUAGCCCAAACACUUGUUCUUCCCUGAUGUGUUGUGACGCCGAUUAAAGAGAGAGAGAGAGUGAAAGAGAAAACACCCACACAGCUUAAAAAGCUUGACAGUAGAGCUUGCACCUGCAAGAGGAGAGCUGGUGGGCUGCUGACCUUGUGUGGCACUGUCAUUUGAAAAUGGAUCACCCCGUUUACCACGGAAACAUCAACCGGGAGACCGGAGAGAAGCUGUUGAGCAAGAGCGGCAAAGAUGGGAGCUACUUGAUCCGAGACAGUGAAUCGCGACCUGGAGUUUACUGCCUGUGUGUGCUGUACCAAGGACUGGUUUACACUUACCGCGUUUCAAGGACUGCACAGUCUUCAUGGACUGUUGAGACUGCCCCUGGAGUUACUAAAAGACUGUUUCGUAAAGUGAAGAACCUAAUUUCUGCGUACCAGAAGGAAGACCAGGGGCUGGCAGUCGCUCUACAAUACCCUGUGAUCAAUCAGAAAGGUGUUGACAAUGACGAAGACUAUCUCUUGAUGAACCCGGCUGAAUGACUGCCCGUCCUGUUUCUCGUUGCAGGACGUAUGACGACGGACUGAAGGGUCCGUGAUCGCAGGGAGUGUGUUUUUUCGGUACGGACUGGAAACACUCACCGUUUGAGCCACGAAGAAUCUUCAGCCGAGCUGAGUCGCUGUGUUCGAGAACCAACAUUUGGAAAAAAAAGUCGAGUUCUUAAAUAACCAUUGGUAUUUAGUUUCAAGCAUCGAAACUCUACUUUGGCAGCUUUUUGUACUUAAUUUAUGCGUGCUCCUCAAUUCUGCCUGUUGUCAAAAGCCCUUGUUGAAGGCAUGCGUUUUUUAUAUACUGUUGUCUUUAUUUAUUUUUUCCUCCCCCCCCCCCCCCCACCAUUUGCUUCACAGAUGGGAUCUGUGCAGUUUUAACAUGCUUCCUCUGAAUAGAAUACCCAGUGCUACAGCACUCGCCGUUGUGCACAGAUAUCCCCAGGUCCAAUUAAGAGAUGAAACAUGAUACCAUUUGAUGGUGGGGCAAAACCUGAGACAAGUUUCCUUACUCCACACGC